Molecule: messenger RNA, 177 nt
Organism: Funneliformis caledonium
Lineage: Eukaryota; Fungi; Glomeromycota; Glomeromycetes; Glomerales; Glomeraceae
Source: the annotation of a GenBank genome assembly
AUGGAUGAGUUGAAUAUUUACGAGAACAUUCAGUUUAUUUUGGAAACGCAUUAUGCUAAUGUUGAUGAUGAUUUAAAUUUCUCAAUAGACUGGUGCAGUAAAAUACAUCAAUUAAAGCCUCUGGCUCUGAUCGAGCAAUAUAAGAAUCGUAUUCAAAAUCCUGAUGAUAGAUUCUAG